AUGGUCUCUUUCAAGAACAUCGUUGCCUUCCUCACGGUUGCUGCCACCACGUCCAUCGGGGUCAGCAGUGCCUCAGUUCCUCGCCAGUACGGGGAGAACGGCGCCAUUGUCCGCGACGGCGGCUCCUGGCUUCCCAACCCCGCCACCUCGUCCCUCGACCGUCGCGAUAAGGACCAGGAGUGGAAGGACUACCACCGCCAGACCGAGGCCAUGGCCGAGGAGGGCAUGUGCCGAGCAUACGCCAAGCCCACGAACCGCGACCUCAACUGGCCCUGCCGCGAGUACUGCAUCAAGGCCACCGGCGACUACAGCGCCGCCUGCUCCAGCGGCCACGUCUGGGAGAACAAGGCCGAGGGAAAGACGAAGCCCGGCUACCCCCUCCUGCCCAACCCCGACGGCGAGCUGUUCACCUACGGGGGCGAGUGCAGCUGCAUCACGAUCCCCGAUGACCUCGCGGAGAAGAUUUCCGAGGGUCUCGAGAACAGCGGCGCCAUCAUCUGCAGCGUCUGGCUUUUUUCCAUCAAGAAGGUCCUCGAGAAGGGCAGCUAUCUCAUCCCUGGCGGCGGCACUGUUUCCAAGGUCGUCAAGAGCAUUGCCAAGUCUGUCGGCAAGGUGGUCAAGUCCGGCAAGGGCUCAGAUGCCUGGGCUUCCAUGGUCAGAGAUACCUGUGGUGCUAAGGGCCAUGAUGUCACGAUGGACAUUGAGAAGGCUUUCGACUUGUUUAAGCAGGUCCCGCUCUAA
This is a messenger RNA of Colletotrichum karsti, 741 nucleotides long. RefSeq lists its product as uncharacterized. Lineage: Eukaryota; Fungi; Ascomycota; Sordariomycetes; Glomerellales; Glomerellaceae. The record is from RefSeq and is a predicted model, not a curated record. The coding region runs from base 1 to 741 and encodes 246 amino acids. The transcript has a single exon.